Funneliformis geosporum is the source of this 834-nucleotide messenger RNA. The record is from the annotation of a GenBank genome assembly. Lineage: Eukaryota; Fungi; Glomeromycota; Glomeromycetes; Glomerales; Glomeraceae.
AUGCCACCACAACUUCACUACGAUAUCAUUUGGGAUAUCUUUUUGUGUCUAGAUGAAAAAACCUUAUUUACAUGUUUAUUUCUUAAUAAAUAUUGCCAUGAAAUAGCAGCUAAUUUUUUAUGGAGGGACGUUUGGAAACAUUCUGAGUCAUAUUCACCGAAUGUUUCAUCAAAGAUUCUCAUUACCUUGAAUGCAUGCCUUGUCAAAGAAGCAAAACAAAAUAAACAUAGCAUAAAUUAUGAGAAGUUGAAUUAUGCAUCGUUUUGCAAAGUGAUUUCAAUUCCUGAUAUUGAUAUUGAUCCUGGACUUUUUAAACAACUAUCUAUAAAUUGUCAUAACUUUCAAAAAUUAGAAGUAGUUAUUAAAGAAAGCAAUGUGGAUUGGUUAAUAGAAUUUAUUUCUUUGCAAAAUAAUUUGUCAAAUGUGCAAUUAAUACAAAACUCUGAUUCCAAGGAUUGGACAAGGAUUAUAUCUUCAUUAACGAUACAUUUCCCUAGGAUAACUAAAUUAUAUCUAGCUGCAAUUGCAGAAAAUGCACCAACUUUGACGUUUUUAGAAAAUUUGAAAAAUUUACGAGUCCUUUAUUUAUCAUUUGAUUUCAAAGAUGCUUUUUGCGAUUUCGAAAAAUUAAAAAAUGUUAGGUUUCCUCAAUUAAAAUUCUUGGCAUUUUUAAGUAAAUGUCCAAAAACUGAAAUAUUAAUCCAAUUUUUAAAAACCAAUGAGAAGAGUUUAGAAAAUUUGUAUAUAGAAAAAAGUGAUGUUAAUUUAGAAAUAUCUAACCUUUGUUCAAAGUCAAAUAUUAAAAUCGAUGAAUUUUGCCCAAAGUUAAGAUAG